Messenger RNA from Paramormyrops kingsleyae, 958 nucleotides. RefSeq names its product protein phosphatase 1 regulatory subunit 14B-like. The record is from RefSeq and is a predicted model, not a curated record. NCBI's taxonomy places the organism in Eukaryota, Metazoa, Chordata, Actinopteri, Osteoglossiformes, Mormyridae. Gene Ontology annotation, biological process: regulation of phosphorylation; innate immune response. Gene Ontology annotation, cellular component: cytoplasm. Gene Ontology annotation, molecular function: protein serine/threonine phosphatase inhibitor activity.
UACGGGAGCUUGAGCCGGGAAGCAUAUGGAACAAGGCUGGGAAAACCCUGAACAGGAUGCCAGUUAAUUGCACGGUUAAAGCGUCAUCAUCCUGAUCCUUUCUCUUCUACCCCUACUAUCUGAUAGCUCUCUGUUCUCUAUUCGUAACACACACACAAGCUCCUUUUAUUAGCAUCCUUCAUAAAGAACAAGGAGCAAGUGAGCGAGGGAUGGAGAGAGGAGGGAAAGGAGAAAAACAACAGUGUGAGAGGAACUCAGAGUAGAGCGAGGGAGGAUUCUCAGUUUCCUCCACUGUUUGCCAAGGGACUCAAAAAGCAUGGCAUCAGAGGCGAGCUCUCAGCCCAGAGUGAUGUUCCACACCUCGGAAAAGGAGAAGGAGGAUGAGGAAUGCCCCCGGUGCACGCUUGUCAAGCUGACAGUCAAGUACAACCGCAAGGACCUGCAGAGAAGGCUGGACAUCGAGGAGUGGAUAGAGGGCCAGCUACACCUGCUCUAUGACUGUGAGGAGGAUGACAUACCACAGUUAGAGAUUGACAUAGAUGAGCUGCUUGAGCUGCCAGAUACUGAGCAACGAUCAAGACUGCAAGACCUUCUUCAAGAAUGUGCAAAGCCGAAAGAGGAGUUCAUCAAUGGACUCCUGUAUCGAAUGAAGGGACUUCGCAAGAUGUCAGUAACCUUGAAAAAGUGAGCGGUUUAGAGGGGGCCAGUUUUAGGGCCAUCGUAAAUGCCUUGACCUUCACUAGACCCUCAUCUAGACAGAAGAUGCUGAUUUGGACUGUCUGCGUGAUCUUUGCUUGUCCAGUUUCUGUCAAGACCACAGAUUGCUCUAAAACCUUCAUGAGUCAGUGUGGGUCUCAAAGCGAACUAUCUGACAGACAUUCUGUUAAUGUUGAUUGGCCAUGAUGAAUCUUUCUGUUAUACAUUUUGUUGUUUUGUCAAUAAACAAAUGUGAGACGUC